Messenger RNA from Nerophis lumbriciformis (worm pipefish), 657 nucleotides. NCBI's taxonomy places the organism in Eukaryota, Metazoa, Chordata, Actinopteri, Syngnathiformes, Syngnathidae. The record is from RefSeq and is a predicted model, not a curated record.
AUGGCGAGCAGGGGCGGAGCGACGAGACCCAACGGUGCCAAUGGUGCUAACAAGAUCUGCCAGUUCAAGUUGGUUCUGCUGGGUGAGUCGGCCGUGGGCAAGUCCAGCUUGGUGCUGCGCUUCGUCAAGGGACAAUUCCAUGAAUUCCAGGAAAGCACAAUAGGAGCGGCCUUCUUAACUCAGACGGUAUGUCUGGAUGAUACGACGGUCAAAUUUGAGAUUUGGGACACUGCGGGGCAGGAGCGCUAUCACAGCCUGGCGCCUAUGUACUACAGAGGAGCGCAGGCUGCUAUUGUCGUUUAUGACAUCACCAAUGAGGAGUCUUUUGCUCGGGCCAAGAAUUGGGUGAAGGAGUUGCAGAGGCAAGCCAGCCCGCAUAUCGUCAUCGCCUUUUCAGGCAACAAGGCCGACUUGGCCUCUCAGAGGGCGGUGGACUUUCAGGAUGCUCAGGCGUAUGCAGACGACAACAGCUUACUUUUUAUGGAGACGUCGGCCAAGACGUCUAUGAAUGUCAACGAAAUAUUUAUGGCCAUUGCUCAACGAUUGCCCAAGACUGAUCCUCAGUCGUCGGGCACCGCUGGCGGAGGCGGGCGCAACCGCGGCGUGGACCUGGCGGAGGCAGCGCAACCUGCCAGGGCGCCGUGCUGCGGCAACUAG